UGCAAGGUGAGCAGCCACGCCUUUGUUUAUUUGCAAAAACACUUCACGCUACCUUUACCCUUCGUCAACAUGUCUCAGAAAAGAGUCAGUCUUUACCUAAAGGUUCCAAAGAAGCCGGUAAACCUCCUCCAUCAGCUGGAGAACAGUAUGCUGGAGAGCAUGAUCGAGUACAAACCCAUUGAUCCGCACACAGGGAGUCCUUUGGAUGAAUCGCAAGGUGGAGCCUCGUACCAAAUAAGAGGAACUGCAGAUGUUGUCGAUGGAGAACUACUGAUAAGAUUCAAUGCUCGUCAGGCCGGCCUCCACACUGCAAGGAUAUUUGCAAACACUAAAGAGGUCUGCAGGCAGGUUGCAUUUUUCGUCAAGUCCUCGGGAGAGGUUGAGAGCGUUCAGCUACCAAUGGGAGGAGAGCAACUGCUUGACUCUGGUUUAGCUAGCGGGGCUAGUACAGUGAGGGGAGCCGAGACCAAACCAACUAUUACUUCACCACCUUACAGUGUUCCUCAUUCACCAACUGUCAUUCAAUCCCCUCAAACUAUUUCCACCGCCUUCAAGCAAAGCAGUCGUCCACCUUCAUUCUUGUACGAUGAAUCAAUGGGUACUACUGGGAACUAUGCUGGUGAGCUCUUUGGUCGUCCAUCUGGUGCUUCGUUUGAGCAACUGCUAACAGCAAAACAGACCAAUCAAGUUGUGCCUGGGAUACCACACUCAUCCUCCAGGCCGGAUUCAAUGAGUGAGUACCUCACACCAGAGGCACUUCUUCAAAUACACAGAGAAGCAAAGAAAAGUGUAGGGAUAAGCUUUGGACUUAAAGUUAAAAAAAGGUGCGACAUUUGUACUAGAAAAGUAAAGAGCAUCAAGUGUGUUGAAUUCUGGGAGAUGAGUUUCUGUGACGGCUGCUGCAAGAGGAAUUUUAUGCUUAAGAGUGCCCUUGAACACUUCCUGGUCCCAUCAAUUCAAGAAUGCCAAGUCCAAGUGCCACUGAACAAGCGUGAAACGAAAUUUGCUAAAGCAAGGAAAAUCAUGCCAAAUGUUAACUUAAGAGGACUGGAGCCAAAUGAAGUCCGUGAUGCCAUGGUAGAGUUCCACAAAUUUGAUGUGGAAGGGGAUGGGUGGAUGGAUAAAGCAGUACUGCUACCAGUCCUAAAGGCAUGCUUCACUUAUUCACUGCCUGAGCAAGAGAUACGUGCUCUGUUGACUAGCAAAUCACUCUCCUCAAUGAUUCAGACAAUGGGUCUCAAUGAUCGCGAGAAGGUCCACCACAUUGAGUUCCUUGCUCUACUGGCCUUCAUAUCACGAGAGAGGCAGAGGAUAGCGAGGGACAUAAGGUCAAGCAAAAAAUCAAAAUUUACAGCAAACGACCUCGACAUGGCCUACGCAUUUCAGCAACAGUUCCCGCCUGUUGGAGGAGCAAUAGCAGCUGGACAAGUUGCAAAACCACGAAAACAAGUUUCAAUCAAGCCACCGCAAAAACAGAUUGGGGACUUGACGAGGAGCUAUACAGACACUCCUCUUUCAAGUUACCAACCAACGGCAGUCAAGCAGAAGCCAUACAAAGGUUUCAUCUCUGGUAUCAAGACCUCCCCAUCUGUAGAGCUAACUGAUGACCCACCAGCUCAAUUUGAUGAAGAGGAAGAGGAGGAGCCUGAAGAAGAGGCCACGCCUACUGUGCAAGAAGAAACAACCAAUGCACCAAUGACUGGGAAAAAGGAUAAAAAAGCAAAGAUGGAGGAACUUAAAAUAACUGGAGACCAGCGAGCUGAUGGAUGGAUGAUGUACUAAGCUGCCACAAAAAAA
Amphimedon queenslandica is the source of this 1797-nucleotide messenger RNA. RefSeq lists its product as uncharacterized. NCBI's taxonomy places the organism in Eukaryota, Metazoa, Porifera, Demospongiae, Haplosclerida, Niphatidae. The transcript is spliced from 8 exons. The record is from RefSeq and is a predicted model, not a curated record. Bases 70 to 1782 code for a protein of 570 amino acids.